This is a messenger RNA of Musca vetustissima, 1368 nucleotides long. Its product is annotated as zinc finger protein OZF-like. The record is from RefSeq and is a predicted model, not a curated record. NCBI's taxonomy places the organism in Eukaryota, Metazoa, Arthropoda, Insecta, Diptera, Muscidae. Gene Ontology annotation, molecular function: chromatin insulator sequence binding. The annotation marks the transcript as partial. Gene Ontology annotation, biological process: regulation of transcription by RNA polymerase II. Gene Ontology annotation, cellular component: chromosome. The transcript has a single exon.
AUUUUAAGGACGGCAAAGGAAACUGGACAGAAAAAUGCUGUUCUUUGUCUGCAAUGUUGGCAUCAUAUCUCUGAUUUUAAUAGUUUUCAGCAGACAGUUCUAUUGUUACAUGCCAAUCUUAAUGAGACCGUUGAAAAUGCUGUAGCUCAAAAACCACCGAAGUCUCCUUCAAAUGAUAAUAAUGAUCCAUUGCAAAUUGUUCCCACUAAUGUGAUGAAAAUAAAACCUGAUCCUGAGACGAUUACACCAGAUGAGGAGGUACAAGAACAACAACGCUCACAAAAUGAAGUAAAAUUGGAAACGAAUUUGGAUGCAGCAACAUCAUGUGCAGACUUCGAUGAAAGUAAAUCAUUUCAAAUUGAAAAUGCCAUGACUGACGAUAAUCAUGAAUUUCUAAAUGAAGACGAGGAUGUCGAGGACGAUAGUGAUUAUGAUAAUUCCAUGUUUGAUGAAAUGAAAUUUGAAGUUGGCACUUUAAAUAGCUCCAAUGAUCAGUUACUUGAAUUGCGCGAAACUGGACCAUCCACUAGCAAAAAGCGGAAAUCGAAUAAUAGCCCGUACGACGACGAAGCACACUGUUCCGAUGAUCAGUUACAAUCCCGAGAUGUAACCACAUGUGUGAAAUGCCACAAAACCUUUGUCUAUCGCACUGGAUUGUAUCAUCACCAGAGAAGAUGUCAUCCAGAGAUGUUCACAAAAAUUCGAAAGACCCCUAAAGAAAUCGAUGAAAUCAUAGCCAAAUGGAAGCCCAGCCUCAAUUGUGAAGUUUGUCCGAAGUCAUUUCCCACCUUUACCUUGCUGAAGUCACAUUUCCAGGCUGAACAUCCCAAUCAGGAGUUUUUCGUCUCGUGCUGUGGUCGCAAAUUAAAAUAUCGCUUUCGUGUCGAGGAGCAUGCAGCGAUUCACAUGAACCCCGCGACAUUUAAAUGCAUAUUGUGUGGUAAUUGCUUUAUGUCCAAAAUAAAUCUCAAAAAUCACAUGGAGGUAAUGCAUCCCACGGCCAAAUUAGCUACCGGAGAGGAUGACAACAGUGCAGUAAAGUGUUCCGAAUGUGGGCUAAGUUUUGGCGAUGAAGCAACACUGCAGGAGCAUAAUAAAAUCCAUACUGAAAUAACUGCACAUCACUGUCAAUACUGUAUUCGAUGUUUUGAUGAUAAGUAUGCUUUGGUCCAGCACAUGGCUAGCGAACAUCCAGAUCAACCGAAUUCAAGUACUAUGAUGUUGAAUACGUGUGUGCCAUGCAAGAGAACAUUUGACUAUCGCUCGGGAUUGUAUCAUCACCAGCGGAGGGUUCAUCCGGAAGAAUUCGCUAAACGAAAGAAGAAAAAGAAAAAUCGUCGUAUUCUUCAAUCGGAUCCUUUGAAUUGA